This is a messenger RNA of Adineta steineri, 993 nucleotides long. The record is from the annotation of a GenBank genome assembly. NCBI's taxonomy places the organism in Eukaryota, Metazoa, Rotifera, Eurotatoria, Adinetida, Adinetidae.
AUGGCAAGUCAAUCUGCAUAUAAAGACUCGAGCGACUGUCCAGGCAAUUUAAAAUGGAAUACAAAAGGAAUAACAAUUCUUGGCAAUGAUAAAAAACAUGGUAUACGUCGAGAUCAAUUAACAUUUCCUGAAGGUUUAUUUAUUGACUCGAAAACACAAAUUUUAUAUGUUGCUGAUGCUGGUAAUAACUAUGUGCUUAAACGUUAUCCAAAUGGUGAAAUCAAGAUAGCUGCUGGUCAGUCUAAUGGUGCAAGUGGAUCAACAUCAAAUAAAUUAAAUGCUCCAAUAGAUGUUUUUGCAGAUGAAGAUGAAAAUGUUUAUGUUGCUGAUUGGAAUAAUCAACGUAUUCAAUUGUGGGCGAAAGAUGCGAAACAUGGACAAACAGUUGCCGGAAAUGGAACUCGUGGUACUUUAUUAAAUGAAUUUGGUUAUCCAAGUAGAGUUUUAGUUGAUUCAAAGAAAAAUAUAAUUGUUGCCGAUUGGCAAAAUGAACGUAUAACAAAAUGGCCACCUACAUAUGAUCCAAAACAAACUACUGGUACAAUUAUAGCAGGUGGUAAUGGUGCAGGUCUCAGUCCAACUCAAUUAUAUAGUCCAACUGGUUUAUAUCUCGACGAACCAAAUAAUAUCUUAUAUAUAACAAAUGAACAAGCUCAUUCAGUAACACAAUGGAAUAUGGAUACUUAUGGUACUAAAUCUGUAUAUGCUGGUAUUCCUGGAAGACCUGGUAAUAGUCCAGUUCAAUUACAAAGUCCUGAAGGUAUAACUCUUGAUAAAUAUGGUAAUCUAUAUGUCACUGAUUGUCAAAACCAUCGAAUACAAAUGUUUUGUCCAAAUUCUGUAUUUGGCAUUACCGUUGCUGGAACUGGCCAAAUGGGUAAUGGAAGUAAUGAAUUAUAUUUUCCUCGUGAUGUUGCCUUGGAUGCAGAUAUGAAUUUAUAUGUUACAGAUACAUAUAAUAAACGUAUACAAAAAUUUGAAAUAAUACAUUAG